This is a messenger RNA of Ambispora gerdemannii, 1563 nucleotides long. The record is from the annotation of a GenBank genome assembly. NCBI's taxonomy places the organism in Eukaryota, Fungi, Glomeromycota, Glomeromycetes, Archaeosporales, Ambisporaceae.
AUGCGCGUAAAGACCCAAUUUCGAAAAGCCGGUGACCUUUUGCAAAGGCAUUUAAUAGAAACUAGAAUAAAAGAAGCUAAGCCUUCCAUAUUUUCUCCCAGACCAUUCGCCUCAAUACAAUAUUACAAUACUCGCAGUCUCAGCUUCACUACUGAUCAAUAUCCUCGGUAUAAAAGAAACCCGAACUUCAAAGAGUUAUCAACUGAUGAUAUUGAUUUUUUCAAAUCGAUUCUUUCUCCAAGUGGAAUUCUCGUUGAUAAUGGGAAGAAUUUCGAUGAUUUGUUACCGUAUAAUCUUGAUUGGAUGCGCAAAUAUCGUGGCAAGUCACGUCUUGUUGCUAAACCGAAGUCCACCGAGGAAGUUGCUGCUAUAUUAAAAUAUUGCAACGAGAACAGAUUGGCUAUUGUUCCGCAAGGUGGAAAUACUGGUCUCGUUGGUGGUGGUGUCCCAGUUUUUGAUGAGAUAAUACUUAGCACUAAUAAUUUAAAUAAAAUUAGAAGUUUUGAUCCUCUAUCUGGUGUUCUUAUUUGUGACGCGGGAUGUAUUCUUGAAGUACUUGAUAAUUAUCUUGCUGAGCGUGGGUAUAUGAUGCCAUUAGAUUUGGGUGCAAAGGGCAGUUGUCAUAUUGGCGGAAAUGUUGCCACAAAUGCAGGAGGACUUAGACUUUUACGAUAUGGAUCACUCCAUGGCUCAGUAUUAGGUUUAGAAGUGGUGCUUCCAGAUGGAACAAUUCUACAUAAUUUGUCUAGCCUUCGUAAAGAUAAUACUGGAUAUGAUCUUAAGCAAUUAUUUAUUGGUUCGGAAGGUACACUCGGUAUUAUUACCGGGGCCGUUAACGUUGCUGUAUUUGGAUUGAACUCUUUCCAAAAAGUGCAAGACACAUUCAUAAAAUCCAAAGAAUAUUUGACGGAGAUUUUGUCUGCUUUCGAAUUUUGGGAUUCAGGCGCACUUAAACUUCUAAAGCUUCAUCCUCGUGGCAGGAAAUUCCCAAUUGAAGGCGAUCAUCAAUUUUACGUGUUGGUUGAGACGCAUGGCUCGAAUAAAGAGCAUGAUGAUAAGAAACUUGAGAAAUUCUUGGAAGACAUGUUAGGAACACAAGUAAUCGAAGACGGAGUUCUAGCACAAGAUACCACCCAAAUAAAAGAUCUCUGGUCUUUCCGCGAAGGUAUCCCGGAAGCGUGUAGCAAGGCAGGCGCAGUAUACAAGUACGAUAUAUCGAUACCGGUCCCGGUUCUUUAUCAGAUGGUACAAGAUGUGAAAAGUCGGUUGAUGGAGGCAAAUGUGUUUGGUGAGAAUAAGCUGGUUACUAAUGUUAUUGGGUAUGGACAUAUUGGAGAUGGGAAUUUGCAUUUGAAUAUCACGGCCAAUUCUUACGAUCCGAAAGUAACAGAGUUGAUUGAGCCUUUUGUAUACGAGUGGACAGAAAAACAUAAAGGAUCGAUUUCUGCAGCGAAUCAUCUUGGAUACUCGAAAUCGCCACAAAUGAUUAAUUUAAUGAAAACAUUUAAGCAAAGUUUAGAUCCAUUAGGAAUAAUGAAUCCAUACAAGUUCUUACCUCAAUGA